AUGGAUUCCUUCGCAAGAGCAUUCCAGAAGGGCCUCGCCAAGACGGUCGCCGCCGGCCAGCAGCAGUUGCAGCAGCGACUGUCCAAGUACGACCAGCAGGAUACGAGUGCGAACGCGGCUGGGAACACGUACGGGACAGGCCACCAGGCCCAGGCCCAGUAUGCAUACCACCAGGGCUCAUAUCAGAAGCCGCCCGCGGCCCAGCAGACGUACCAGUCGACGUACUUCCCGCCGCCGCCGGGAACAUCCCAAUCUCAACAUUACCAGAAUAGCUCGUCGUAUGGGCAGUAUGCGCCGGCUGUAAAUAGUUCAACUCUGUCGGCAGCACAGCCUUAUAGUAGUCAUCUGGGCACACCUGCUGCUCAGGCCGGAUAUCAUGGAUACGGGUAUCAGCCUCCGCCGUUGCCUCCCCGGACCAGCCAGCAACCGCCGGUGAAUGAUGGCCGUCCGUCGGAUCAUGACAAGACUGCAUCUUAUAGGCCCCAGAAUACAAAUGCUGACGGGCAUUUUUCUGCGGCGACUACGCAGCAAGCAUAUGGCACGCCUGAUCAGCAAACCGCUCAUAGUAAGCCUGCGCCUCCCGUCUCGUCCGCGACACGGUAUCCUCCUCCGCCGCCGCCUCGAGUGAAUCAACAACAGGAGAGUACUUACCCGCGUGCAGACUACGGUCAGGCUGCAAUUUAUAGACCCUCGGAGCACUCCGUCAAUGUGAAUCAGGGGCAUUCUUCUGUCAUACAUGCCGAACCGGUGAAUAACCCGAAUCAGCACGGCACGACUUAUGCUGUGUCUUCGCCUGGGGUUCAACAGCAGCAGAAUGAGACCGUGUCCCAUUCAGCGGUGAAUGCUGCGACUUGGGCAUCACUAGCGAACACGCAUUCUCCGCCCGUGGCUGCAAAUGUACCGUCUCUCCAGCAGUAUCAACCCGUGGCCGAGACAAGAUCGAGCGCUCCGGUUGUUCAAAUGGACCAGAACGCAUAUGGGACUUCAGAGAAUGCGCACUCGUAUAAUGCGCCAACGACAGCAUUUAUCAACACAUACACUCCACUGGAGAAUAAACAGGGCUCUCCUACGGCGUCGAACACGGCCCCGGCUCAGCAAUAUCAGCCUGUACUGUCACAAGAGCCAAGCCUUCCUGUCAACAACACGGGCUACAACGAAUACACACGUCCAGUCACUACUCAAGCCCAUCAGCCACAGCCUGAGGUCAAACAGUGCCCACCAGCAGCAUCUGGCCCCAGCGCUCUGACACAAGGCCUGAACCCGGACAGCACGGCUCAACAUGACCAACCUCAGAAUGAUGCGGCAUCCAUUGCUCAGCAGAUGAACAAUCUCAGCAUAAACAGUAACCCGGCCGCCUCGCCAGAAAAUCCCCGUGGUCCAUUGCAAAGCCCGAAACCUAAACUCCCUCCAGUAGUAGCCAGCGGCUCACCAAGGGACAUAGUUCGGCAUUGCCCCGAAGAUCGUGUCGUCGAGUACUCCCUCUACUGGUACCAUCUCCCCGAAGUACCAGGAUUCCUCAUCUGCACCAAAUGCCACGAGGAACACAUCCGUGACACGCCGCUAGCGGGACAGUUCAAGCGAAUCCUUGCCGAGGAAGGAUCCUCGUCUACCUGUCGAUUCUGGUACCCGCGCGUCAAAAACUACCUGUGGAAACAAGCCCUCCAGCGGAACGACCUAGAUGACCUGCGCGCCUACGCGUCUCGUCGCCUCGCGAUCCCCAACUGCAAGGGCAAAGAAGCGACGCUUGGAAAAGAAGGCAUCAAGUACUACGGGAUGCGGAACAACGAGAUUGACGGGUUCGUCACUUGUGAAGCAUGCUACCAAGACAAGAUCAUGGGCACCGCUUUCGAGUCCAGUUUCACACCACGCAGCGGCCAAGGCGCCGAGGACAAAUGGAUCUGCAACACAAAUUCAGCGUACAUGAAUCGCGCUCUUGCGCGUUUCGCCGAGAGGAACGACUGGACCGGCUUCAUCGAGGGGGCCACGCGCCGGCUACGGCUGCCAGUAUGCGAGGGCGCCUCCAAGCCCGCCAGCGAAGGGCCCUGGUACGUUUUCCGCCGGAAGCUGGACAACUUCCACGCCUGUGCGACGUGCUUCAUGGACAAGCUGGCGCUGACGGCGUUUGAGGGCGAGUUUGACGCCGUGAACCAGAACGUCGGGUUCGACGCGUGGAUGGAGAUGCUGGGACAGCGCUGGACGUGCGACUUCACCAACUCCUCUCUGCCUGUGCUUGUUGCUCUCGAGACGGCCCUCUACGACGACGACUUUGGCGGGUUCUGGGAGAACGCGCGGACCAUUAGCAAGCUUGUGCCGUGCACGGCCAAGGGCAUCAUACGCGGCAACUGGUGGACGUUAUCCGGGGGUUGUGACGAUUUCGACAUCUGCGAGGCGUGCUACGUGGGUGUUUUCAAGACCAAGGGGCUUGAUAAGUUCCUGGAGCCGGCGACCCGGGACCCCGAAGCGACCAUCGUGUGCGACUUUUGCCCCGCGAGCCCGCGGUUCCGGCAGUUUGCUAACAAGUACAUCGAGGUGCUGGACCGCGGCGUCUUCAGCUACUACGCCGACUGCGUCCGCAAGUUCGCCGGCGUGGCCCCGUGCCCGGGCAUUAACCACCGCGAGAACGCCAGGUGGUGGGGAUACCCGGAGGCUCUGUUCUGCGAAGACUGCUACGUCGGCUUCGUCGCCGACACACGGCUGGCUCCGCACGUUCCUAUCAGGGGGGAGCUCGACCAGCGCGCGCAGAUAUGCCAGGUGUGGUCGCCGCGCAUGCGAGGCAUGUGGACGGAGGCGUGUGCCGCGGGGGAGCCCGGCUCCAGCGCGUCCGACGAACAGGUUGCCGCGUUCAGGGCGUUUGGCGACAAGCGGCUGCAGGUGUACUUGCAGACGGUGCCGAGGAUCAAGUUCAUCCAGCAGAUGAAGGAGAUGAGGAUGAUGAACGCCAUGCACCAGGGCCAGCUGAGCCUCAUGUACUCCGGGAUGAACAGCAUGGCGGUGCUCUCGGGCACGACGGACGGCAAUCUGCAUGGGAACAGCUCGCUGGGGUGGUAUGAGACGGAGAAUGGGGCGACGGGCGCGCAGAUGUUCAACAAUAUGCAGUCUGGGUUUGCGAAUGCGAACAGGACAGAUGAGUGGAUGGAGGUUAUGAGGUUGCAGACCUUGUGGUGUGAGGUGGAAUGA
Metarhizium acridum CQMa 102 is the source of this 3177-nucleotide messenger RNA. The record is from RefSeq and is a predicted model, not a curated record. NCBI's taxonomy places the organism in Eukaryota, Fungi, Ascomycota, Sordariomycetes, Hypocreales, Clavicipitaceae.